Messenger RNA from Nematocida major, 303 nucleotides. RefSeq lists its product as uncharacterized. The record is from RefSeq and is a predicted model, not a curated record. The transcript has a single exon. Lineage: Eukaryota; Fungi; Microsporidia. Bases 1 to 303 code for a protein of 100 amino acids.
AUGGAUGUAGAGGAGGAAAGCCAAGAGGAUGCACUGAAAGUCAAGGCGAUCUUUGACCUCCUCCUGUUUCUCGCCAGCUUGAAGCACACUAACGCCCCGCCCGAUCUGGUGCUUGCUCUGGGCAGCAGGGUGAGGCCAAGGUCGAUACAGGCAUAUAGUGACGCCAAAUACAUGCUUCAUAUCGGAAGAAACGCAGCUUAUGCGAUGCUGGGGGCUCUGGAGGCGCACCAAAGUGCCCUGCUGCAGGCGCUCUGCGGAGCGGAGGUGUUCAGCGGCGUGCAGCACAUACUCCAGAAGGAAUAG